AUGAGCAGUCUCGCAGCUUCUAGGGUGCGAUUAGCUUAUGAAUUGCAUCGCGCGACUAAAAGCCACACCUCGACGCGUCUAGCGAACCAUGCUCCCAUCCUGUUUCUUCAUGGCUUCCUUGGAUCAAAACGAGAGAAUCGGCAAAUGAGCAGGAAUCUUGCCAAAGAAUUGUCGCGCGACGUUUACGCUUUGGAUCUACGAAAUCAUGGCGACUCUGGUCAUCAUCCGAAGCACGAUUAUAUGGAGAUUGCAUUGGACGUUGAGUCAUUCAUUGCUCAACAUGGACUCGAGCGACCGACGCUGAUUGGCCACUCAAUGGGUGCAAAAACGGCUUUAACUCUUGCUCUUAAUUCGCCAAAAUUAGUAUCCAGUGUCGUGGCCGUUGACAAUUGUCCUAUCAAGUUGCCCGUGGCGACUGAUUUUCUGAACUAUCUUGAAAGCAUGGGAGAGGCCGAGCGAGAACAAGUUCGGACGCAUGCCGAAGCUGACGAGAUUCUCCGAGAAUAUGACCUAGAUCCACCCGUCCGACUCUGGCUAUUGAGCAAUUUCGUCAAACAGGACGGUUCGCCUUAUUUGAGACUGCGCGUUCCUUUGGGUACCUUGAAAAAUGCCAUGGGACCUCUAGGGGAUUUCCCAUAUGACGUUGGAAAUGUGCCAGCCUUCCAAGGCCCAACGCUUUUCCUUCGAGCUCUUCAAAGCAACUUUAUCCCUCAAGGUUCAUUUCCGCUGAUUUCCAAGUUCUUCCCGCAAUCGGAGAUUGUGGAUAUGGACUGCGGACAUUGGAUUGUGCAGGAUAAACCCCAGCAGUUUAAAGAAGGUAUGUUCAAGAUUUUCACCGAAGCAUUUUGGAAACCUUGCUUACGUGCGAUUUGUUUUAUCAGAGGU
Penicillium cataractarum is the source of this 885-nucleotide messenger RNA. RefSeq names its product putative alpha/beta hydrolase. The annotation marks the transcript as partial. Lineage: Eukaryota; Fungi; Ascomycota; Eurotiomycetes; Eurotiales; Aspergillaceae. The record is from RefSeq and is a predicted model, not a curated record. The transcript is spliced from 5 exons. Gene Ontology annotation, cellular component: mitochondrion.